Messenger RNA from Cylas formicarius (sweet potato weevil), 2143 nucleotides. RefSeq lists its product as uncharacterized. The record is from RefSeq and is a predicted model, not a curated record. Lineage: Eukaryota; Metazoa; Arthropoda; Insecta; Coleoptera; Brentidae. The transcript has 8 exons. Gene Ontology annotation, cellular component: membrane. The coding region runs from base 89 to 1588 and encodes 499 amino acids.
ACAGCGUCAGUCAAUGAAAACCUGCGACACUAAACGCCGGAAGACCGGUCGCUUUUCCCUGUGACGUCACCCGGCAUCGACCAAUGGCAUGCCCGCUUUCCUAUUGAACGGUGCGAAACAUGGCCGCAAACCGAAAACAUAUGGAGUGAAAAACGGGCAAUUUGGCACGAUGAAAAUUGCCCUAUUAUGCGUUGUCAUCACACUCUCGCGCUGUGAAUGGGUUUUCGCCGACAGGGAGCUUUACCCCGGGCUUAACUACGACUUAGACGCGCAACAAACCAGGCCAAGUCUGUCCAACAUUGACGAGUCGACAUUUUACGACAACGUUUAUCAACCGAGGCCUUGGCAACGCUUGUCCAUCGAUGAAGACGACAGCAGCGAAAGAGCGGUACCUCGAAAUGAUUUGAAUGCCGAAAAAUUAGUUAAACUCUACAGCUUACUUAAGAUAGCGAGCGAUGAAUUGGGCAACAGGCACCACACAAAUCGUUACGACAAGCUUUUGCAACGGGUUGAAGAUAGGUACAAACAGCUUUUAGAUACCACUGAUAGGAUUAAUUUUUUGGACCAAUACUACUUUAAUUCGCCAAACGGACAAAGACUGGAAGAGGCGAGGAUUUUUCCGCAAGAGGACGACUUUAUAUUCAACGACGAAGAAGAAAACAAUUUCGAAGAUCCGAGAGAAGAAGCCGCUUUGCAAGAUAUGAACCCGGCAACCAGUAUUCGUCGCAAACUUCCAACGCCCGCACAUGGAAUGCAUCACGAUGACCAGGACUACCAUUUCAAGGUCGGCGAAGAGUUUCCUAGUACUUCCUUCAAAGACAUUCCCAUAGUUAAAGACCCAUCUGAAUUUGGAGUUUCUCCGUCUGAUCCCAGAUUUUUUGAGAAAACUUCGGCGAUAGGAACAGAAUCCCUAUCUCCUGACACCCAUUACGUCAAACCUCCGAUUCAAUAUCCCCAACCGAAAGCUCCGACGAACCGCUUCAAUAACAUUCAUCCAAGGAGCGAGUCCUCCAAGGAUCAGAGACCGGAAGAAGAAUAUCUGGCGCCUGGGUUUAGGUCCAAGAUGGCAGGACACGACGUGGAGGUGGUCGCCAUUAAACCAGACAUAUCACAGCCUGACACUACGGGGGUUUACAUCAUCGCUAUCGUGGCAGGGAUAAGCGCUGCUGCGACGGUUGGUUUAAUCGCCGUCGGAAUUGGUUGGUACAACUUGCAGAAGCAUAUGAAAAAUGCGGAAGACGCCGAUUAUCCCUCGUACGGUAUCGUGGGUCCCAACAAGGAUUACGAGAAAAGGGAACGAGACGACGCCGGGGAUAGAAGGCUGGCGCAGUCGGCCCAAAUGUAUCACUAUCAGCAUCAGAAGCAGCAGAUAAUAGCCAUGGGGAGAAAUCCUCAAGGAGGUCAUGGCUCCUUAUCGGAUACAGAUGAAGAAGAAGAUGAGGAGGGGAACUACACCGUGUAUGAAUGCCCGGGGUUGGCUUCCAUCGAGGGACCCUUGGAAGUAAAGAACCCUAUGUUUGACGACGAUCAGUUGACUACUCCUUCCCAAACUCCAUCAAAACCGACCAAUUCCAGUGAUGCUAAGUAAAUUUUCGCAACCCAACUAAUUAUUUAUUUAAUGUCAAGCAAUGAAGAUUUGAAGAAAUGAAAAUGAUUUUUUAUUUUGCCGUUUGAAUCCCAAAAAUUUGAAACAUUUUUUGGAACAGAUAAUACAACAUAUCUGAUACAUAUAGGUACUUGCUACAUAACUUCUAAACAUCAUUACGACUGGAUAACCUAUAAUGAAAGUGAUACGUUUCACCUAAUGUUUUAAUUUUUUAUAGGUUUAUAAAAAUAAUAUAUGUAUUUUACUUCUUUUUACAUUUCUUAGCUGAUAGUAAAAAGAGAUUAGAAAAACGCCCAUUCAUGUAGAUAUUAGUCUAAUAUACAUUAUAAACUAUUCGUGUUGAGGUCUUUGUUUAUUUAUUUAAAUAAUAUAUUAUGGGGUUAGAAACACCCAAAGCAAAAUAUUUAAGAAUAUUAUUGAUAAUAUAAAAAACCAAAUGUAAUAUAUUGAUUACUUAACUCCAGAAUUGUAUUUAUUUAAUGACAUGGCUAACAUAUUUGAAUCAAAAAAAUAUUGUAAAAUAAAUGUAUUGGUUUA